This is a messenger RNA of Symbiodinium sp. CCMP2592, 1143 nucleotides long. The record is from the annotation of a GenBank genome assembly. Lineage: Eukaryota; Dinophyceae; Suessiales; Symbiodiniaceae.
AUGCCCCUAGUCUCUGCGUUCCCAGCCUGUUGCGUGCAGCUUUCUCGGGCUUGCAGCUGUGUUUGGGAUUGCUCCACGAUGUCGACCAGGAGGACACGAGGCUGCCUUGCAUGGCUUUGUAUUUGGGCCUUCGGCAAAAGUUACAGCUGUCCCGGGACUCCUGGCUUGCCGCCGCGACUCGUGACUUCUCCAAAAGAGGCGAAAGCCAUCCUCAGCGAUCCUCAACAGUUGAGGCAUACCCAGAAUCUCUGCCUUCGCGAAAACUUUGAGCUUGAGAACGUUUUCACUACCAACGACACAGAGCUCCGUCGGGAAUUCUUGGAAGUUGUGAACCGUGGCAUGGCAAAGCCGAUUUGCGGUUCGGCGACUACGGCAGCCCGCACGUAUCCCCGAGGCCAACAACCACUGUCAAGAGUGACUGAGAAGGUUGUUUUCGAAGCUGUCACACGCGCUUUCAUUGGAGCACAAGACUUCGAUGGUAUCGACGUUUCGUUCUUCGAUUGUUUUAACGAUCUAUGGCGCAACCGUCGCGAUGAGUCUGGAGCCGUACGUAACAAGACGUCAGAGAUGCAUCAUCGUGUGCAAGCCUUCUACACAGCCAACAAAGAUGCGAUUGACAGUUAUGGAGUUUGGGGCAAGAACUUGCCGACAAGAAUGCUGCGCGAUGCAUGGGCAUCGAACCCCCUCAGCAUCAUCAUCCCGAUAUAUUUGAACACCUGGGUCGCUGUUCAGAGAAUCCUCGUCCGACUCCUUCGAGUUCAAAAUGAGCGCCAACGUGUCCUGGCAGAGAUCAAAAAGGUGGACACAGACGCCUCGCUUGCUGAUCUCCGUGUUUUGGACGAGAUUGUCCACUACGAGCUGCGAAGCAAUCCACCUGUGAAGAGCCUGGAAAGACAACAUGCCCAGACAGGUGAGCAUGUCAAAGUGAGUAUCGAAGCUAUGCUCAACAACGGGAAACAGGAAUCUUGGGAGUUCGGAGGUGGUAUCGGAGCAUGCCCAGCUCAAAAGUAUGCGUGUCGAAUGAUGAAAGCAGUUGUCGCGAAAGUUCUCCCCCACCUUUCGAUCUCCAAGGAGGAGUUCCGGCGGACACAACCAAACUUACCGGCAGUGGAUGUUGAAGAUGUUCUGGUUCAAGUUGGAUGA